CCCGGCCCUGCUCCGCCGCGGCGCGAGGUCUAUGUGACCGGCGGGCCCGGGGCAGCCGCAGCCGCCGCAACGCGAACAUGGACGCCGUCAACGCCUUCAACCAGGAGCUCUUUUCACUUAUGGAUAUGAAACCUCCCAUCUCUAGAGCAAAGAUGAUUCUCAUUACUAAAGCUGCUAUUAAAGCUAUUAAGCUCUACAAGCACGUUGUUCAGAUCGUAGAAAAAUUCAUCAAGAAGUGUAAACCAGAAUACAAGGUUCCAGGAUUAUAUGUCAUUGACUCCAUUGUGAGACAGUCUCGUCAUCAAUUUGGAACUGACAAAGAUGUAUUUGGGCCAAGAUUCUCUAAAAAUAUAACUGCUACAUUCCAAUAUUUAUAUCUUUGUCCAUCUGAAGAUAAGAGUAAAAUAGUUCGUGUGCUAAAUCUUUGGCAAAAAAAUGGAGUGUUCAAAAUUGAAAUUAUUCAGCCUCUUUUGGACAUGGCAGCAGGAACCAGUAAUGCUGCUCCCAUAGCUGAAAAUGUCACCAACAAUGAAGGCUCGCCUCCACCCCCAGUAAAAGGCUCUUCUGAACUUCCACAAGCUCCCACAAACUCCAUGCCUGCUGUACCACAGCUGCCCAGCCCUGAUGCCUUUGCUGCUGUGGCUCAACUGUUUCAGACAACUCAAGGCCAGCAGCUUCAGCAGAUCCUUCAGACUUUUCAACAACCUCCAAAACCACAGUCUCCCGCCCUUGACAGUGCUGUGAUGGCUCAGGUUCAGGCUAUCACAGCUCAGUUAAAGACAGCUCCUACACAGCCACCUGAGCAAAAAACUACAUUUGACAAGAAGCUGCUUGAUAGAUUUGAUUAUGAUGAUGAGCCAGAGGCUAUGGAAGACUCAAAGAAAGAGGAUGCUGCUGCUAUCACCACUGCGGCCCCUGCUGCUGCUGCACCUCCUGCACCCGCUGUGGCCACACCUGCGGUUGCUCCUGCUGUGCCAGUACCCUCUGCCACCUCUCCCCCUCCUCCACAGGCACCAUUUGGAUAUCCUGGAGAUGGCAUGCAGCAGCCAGCAUACACACAGCAUCAGAAUAUGGAUCAGUUUCAACCUCGGAUGAUGGGAAUGCAGCAGGAUGCAAUGCAUCAUCAGGUCCCACUUCCUCCUAAUGGACAGAUGCCAGGAUUUGGACUUCUCUCUGCACCUCCAUUUCCUCCUAUGCCUCAGCCUGGGAUGGCACAGCCUGGGAUGACACAGCCCGGAAUGCCUCAGCCUGGGAUGGCACAGCCCGGAAUGCCUCAGCCUGGGAUGGCACAGCCCGGAAUGCCUCAGCCUGGGAUGGCACAGCCUGGAAUGCCUCAGCCUGGGAUGGCACAGCCCGGAAUGCCUCAGCCUGGAAUUCCUCCAACUCCAUCAGUACAACCAACUUUCCAACCUACUUUUCAGCCACAAAAUGAGCCCCUUUCACAAAAGUCACAUCAGCAGGAAAUGGAAGUGUCACAGCCUUGUGUUCCAGAGGUUAAACGGCACAUGCCUGAGAGCAGAAAGUCAAGAUCAAGGUCAGCAUCCAGGUCACCGAAAAGGAGAAGAUCUAGGUCUGGCUCGAGGUCUCGGAGAUCCCGCCAUCGGCGUUCUCGGUCCCGGUCCAGGGACAGGCGCCGGCACUCACCUCGGUCUCGAUCUCAAGAAAGACGGGAUCGGGAAAAAGAGAGGGAACGGCGACAAAAAGGCCUUCCUCAGAUCAAGUCAGAAACUGCAAGUGUUUGUAGUACCACACUAUGGGUGGGACAGCUGGACAAAAGGACUACUCAGCAGGAUGUUGCCAGUCUCUUAGAAGAGUUUGGUCCAAUUGAAUCAAUUAAUAUGAUUCCUCCCAGGGGUUGUGCCUAUAUCGUUAUGGUUCAUAGGCAAGAUGCAUACCGUGCCCUGCAGAAACUGAGCCGAGGAAACUAUAAAGUGAACCAGAAAUCCAUAAAGAUUGCCUGGGCCUUAAACAAAGGAAUAAAAGCAGAUUAUAAACAGUACUGGGAUGUUGAACUUGGUGUUACUUACAUUCCGUGGGACAAAGUGAAACCUGAGGACCUGGAGAGCUUUUGUGAAGGAGGAAUGUUGGACAGUGAUACUCUUAACCCAGAUUGGAAAGGAAUCCCCAAAAAGCCUGAAAAUGAAGUUGCCCAAAAUGGAGGCGCAGAGACAUCCCACACAGAGCCAGUGUCCCCCGUACCUAAGCCUGUGCCUGUGCCUGUGCCUCCUAUGCCUGUUCCUGCACCUAUAACAGUGCCGCCUCCACAGGUCCCUCCACAUCAGCCGGGUCCUCCUGUAGUUGGUGCUCUCCAGCCACCUGCUUUCACACCUCCCAUGGGAAUCCCCCCUCCAGGCUUUGGCCCUGGUGUUCCUCCUCCUCCUCCUCCACCAUUUUUGCGCCCAGGAUUCAACCCAAUGCAUUUGCCACCAGGUUUUCUUCCUCCUGGACCCCCCCCUCCUAUAACUCCACCAGUGUCCAUUCCUCCACCUCACACUCCACCAAUGAGCAUCCCAAACUCCACUAUCGCUGGUAUAAAUGAAGACACUACAAAAGACUUAUCUAUUGGAAAUCCCAUUCCAACAGUGGUUUCUGGGGCUAGAGGAAAUGCCGAGUCUGGUGACAGUGCGAAAAUGUAUGGUUCUGCUGUGCCACCUGCUGCACCCACGAAUCUGCCUACUCCUCCUGUAACCCAACCUGUUUCACUUCUUGGCACUCAAGGAGUUGCACCUGGUCCUGUAAUUGGGCUCCAGGCACCAUCUACCGGUCUUCUUGGUGCCAGACCUGGCAUGAUCCCACUCCAGCGCCCUCCAGGGAUGCCUCCACCUCACUUGCAGCGGUUUCCUAUGAUGCCACCUCGCCCCAUGCCACCACACAUGAUGCACAGAGGUCCACCACCAGGACCAGGUGGCUUUGCUAUGCCCCCACCUCAUGGAAUGAAAGGGCCUUUUCCACCACAUGGUCCCUUCGUUAGGCCUGGUGGAAUGCCAGGGCUUGGGGGCCCUGGGCCAGGCCCAGGAGGACAAGAAGACAGAGAUGGAAGGCAGCAACAACCACAACAGCAGCAGCAGCAGCAGCCACAGCCACAGCAGCCACCACCACAACAGUCACAGCCACAGCAGCCAUCACCAUCACAGCAGCCAGCACCAGCUCAGCAGCAGCCACAGCAGUUUAGAAAUGAUAACAGGCAGCAGUUCAAUUCAGGUAGAGACCAAGAAAGGUUUGGAAGAAGAUCUUUUGGAAAUAGGGUGGAAAAUGACCGGGACCGGUAUGGGAACCGUAAUGAUGAUAGAGAUAAUAGUAACCGUGAAAGGAGAGAGUGGGGAAGGAGGAGUCCUGACCGGGACAGGCACAGAGACUUGGAAGAGAGAAAUAGGCGCUCUAGUGGGCACCGGGACCGAGAUAGAGAUUCUAGAGACAGAGAGUCCCGUAGGGAGAAGGAAGAAAAUCGAGGAAAGGAGAAGCACGAGGUGACAGACAGGGCAGGUGGUAACAAAGCCAUUGAACCUCCCCUUAGCCAAGUGGGAAAAAUAGACACUGUUUCAGAACUUGAUAAGGGGGAGGCCAUGGCUUCGGUGGUAAAACCUUCUGAAGAGUCACCUGCUGAGGCUACCUCAUCCACUGAACCUGAGAAGGAUUCUGGCUCAGCAGCAGAGGCUCCUCGCUAGAGACUGGAUUUGACAGAAUGUGACAGUGACACUUGGGUGUAGAGCGUGAGGUGUACAGAUGCUGUAUAAUAUUUGCUCCUGCUACAUUCACCCCACAGUAGUUGGUGGGGAUUGUAAGCAAUUUGAUUGCUUUCCUUCUAUUUAAAAAUAGCCACAAAAUAACAAAAAAUACUGAAGAUAUAUUACCCUUUUUUUGCUGUAACUUUUUAAAAGUUUUGACUUUUAAAAGUUUACAAAUCCUAAUUAGAAGUGCUAUUUUUUUUUUUUUUUAAUUUAAGACAAGGUAACGGUGAAAAGCUCCUCAAACAAUAGGGAUGUUUUUAAUAAACUCUAUUUUCGUAACAAACUUUAAUGUGUGCUAUUCUUCAUACACUGCAUUAAGGUGAAAAGGAUGUUAAUCAUCAAAGUUUGAGCUGUUAAAGUAUUGGAGUCUAAACUAGACUUAUUUGAUGGGGAAAAAGACACUUAUGUGGAAUUUGCCAACACUUGAGAGUUUUAUUCUUUUGACUUAUUUAGAUUUUGAGCAUAAGGUAAAAGUUAGUGGUCUUAAUGUUCAACUAAGAAACUUGUGUUGGCAGUUUAGAUUUUUUUCUUUCCCUGUUGGCCUUGUGGUAAUGUUGCCUAAUUUGUAAAGAGAGAUUUGCUAGGAUAAAUAAUUGGAUUCCCAAUAGUACACAUACAAAUUACCUGAUUGCUUAGGCAUUAUUUAGAAAUUUGAAUGUGUUGCCUAUGAUCUUCCAAUUCAAGUUUCCAAGGUGUAAAAUGAGGUCAAGGUUAAUGUAUGCAACUGGAAAGCUUUUUAUAGACUAGGUGCAUACAGCAGAGCGUUUCUUGUAAGUUUUACCUGUU
Molecule: messenger RNA, 4514 nt
Organism: Acomys russatus (golden spiny mouse)
Lineage: Eukaryota; Metazoa; Chordata; Mammalia; Rodentia; Muridae
Gene: Scaf4
Product: SR-related CTD associated factor 4
Exons: 20
Coding region: 78-3665 (1195 amino acids)
Biological process (GO): negative regulation of termination of RNA polymerase II transcription, poly(A)-coupled
Cellular component (GO): nucleus
Molecular function (GO): RNA polymerase II C-terminal domain phosphoserine binding; RNA binding
Source: RefSeq, a predicted model, not a curated record